This is a messenger RNA of [Torrubiella] hemipterigena, 1203 nucleotides long. NCBI's taxonomy places the organism in Eukaryota, Fungi, Ascomycota, Sordariomycetes, Hypocreales, Clavicipitaceae. The record is from the annotation of a GenBank genome assembly.
AUGGGCCAAGAAGAGUCAACGAUAAUUGGGGAUGAUGUACCGCCAGUGCGGUUGGAGGAGCGCUCCUUGGCUGCCGUGGCAGAGUAUAUAAAAAGCGGCCAGGUGAAGCGGAUCGUUGCCAUGGUUGGCGCAGGUAUUUCAACAGCGGCUGGAAUCCCCGACUUUCGCUCCGCAAAAACAGGUCUUUACAGUAAUCUGGCUCGACUCAACUUACCGCAUGCUGAGGCCGUAUUUGAUAUCGAUUACUUCCGUAAACGCCCAGAGCCGUUCUACGUUCUUGCAAAGGAGCUUUACCCUGGCAACUUCCACCCAACAAUCUCACACGUGUUUCUGGCGUUGCUUGCCAAGAAAGGAUUGUUGAAGAUGCUUUUUACACAAAACAUUGACUGUCUGGAACGCGAGGCCGGCGUCCCAGCAGAUAAAGUCAUUGCAGCACAUGGCAGCUUCGCGUCGCAACGGUGUAUUGAUUGCAAGGAAGAAUAUCCCGAUGAUGAAAUGAGACGAAACGUUGAGAAGAGUGAAGUUCCGCGAUGCAAGGACAGUAAAUGCAAUGGCUUGGUCAAGCCAGACAUUGUGUUCUUUGGAGAGCCACUCCCGUCGGAAUUUCGAAACAAUACCUUCCACGCCUCCACCGCGGACCUCGCACUUGUUAUUGGCACGAGUCUGUCCGUUCAGCCGUUUGCGAGCCUCCCAGAAAUGGUCAUGGAGCCUACGCCUCGGGUCCUUUUCAACAUGGAAAAGGUUGGCCGGAUGGGAUCUCGUACCGACGACGUUCUUUCGUUAGGACCCUGUGACGAUGGCAUCAGAGAACUCGCCGAAGAGCUAGGCUGGGGCGAUGAGUUGGACGAAAUGUGGCGCAAGCGGGUGGGUGAUGCUGAGGCUGAUAAACAAUCACGAGGGCGCAAAAAGCGAGAUGACGAAGUUGAACACGAGCUGCAGAAACUCACAGACGACGUCGAAAAGUACCUCAAUUUUGAUCACGCUUGGGUAGGCUCGGAAACGGCUCCGGAGCCAGCGGAUGCCACUGAGAAGCCGAGCACCGACAUUCCAGAAAAUGGCACUUCUAAGCAUGAAGAUAGCAAUGCAGAUGCAGCGGAGAAGCCACAUAUAUCAAAUGACUCCUCAAAUGGGGAAGUUUCCGAAGGAGCCGAUCAGAAUACUUCAGAAAAGCCUGAGACGAAAACGAAGGAACUGGCGCUCUGA